Messenger RNA from Andrographis paniculata, 1288 nucleotides. RefSeq lists its product as uncharacterized. The transcript has a single exon. The record is from RefSeq and is a predicted model, not a curated record. Bases 416 to 1288 code for a protein of 290 amino acids. Lineage: Eukaryota; Viridiplantae; Streptophyta; Magnoliopsida; Lamiales; Acanthaceae.
UAAUAAUUUUACAUUAAUCCAUCAAUCUCAUCUGCUAGUUGGGCCCAGAUUACGAUGAGAGUACUAGUCGUGACUGACUCAUGAAUCCUCCUCCUCCUCCUCAUCAUCAUAUUUUAUGGAGUAUUAUAUACAUACUAACAUGUAGUAGUCAUUUAAUUCAGGGACAGGCGGUGCCUCCCUAUGCCUUGCUGAUCCCAUCCAUCGAUGAACUUGAAACAGAGAAAAAGGAAAAAGGAUGAAAUGGUGGGACUGGGCAACCGGAAUUAUAUAUAUAUAUAAAUUGGAGUUGGACUUCACUUCUUGGUUGCUUCUUGAUGAUCGAUGAUUGAUGGAUGAAGUUAAUUGACUUCCUCAUCCAGCUCCUCUCUCUUAAUUGAUUUAAUUUAAUUUCCGGCAAUCUGAAUCGGAAUCUUGAAUGGGCUCUGCCGAUGAUCAUCAAGAAAUAUUGAUCAUACGGCCUGCAGAUGCAGACGCAGAAGAAGCAGCGAAUAUGGUGAAAGAGGAGGCUUGCAGAAUCGUGGGCACCACGUUUCUGAGCUUCCUCCUCCCCCUAACCUUCCUCCUCCUCGCCCGCCUCUGCACCACCCGCUACUUCUUAACUGUUUCCGACAGCCACCGUCACCAUAACCAAUAUCACAAUGGCAAUUGCAAUGACAUCAUCCUGAUCCAGCUGCCAACACUAACCCUUAGCCUACUUGCUUCUCUUCUUACCUUUGCAGCCUUGCUGCUGCAUUUGCAUUGCUCAAGUUUAACCAGUACCAGUACCUGUACCACGGCAUUUUCAUGCAUCCUGCUUUUCUUGAUGCAACUCUCUCUCACUCUGGGGAUUUAUGGCAUCGACUCCCACUCCGACGCCGAAAUCAACAGUCAUACAGUCGGAAGAUUGUUUCUGCCGCGGAGACUGGCCUUCGCCUUUGGACUGCACGAAGCGAUGCUCUUCUGGUCCUGGAUCGCGGUCAAACCUGUCGUCGACAAGGUCAUCUUCGGGGAGGGUCGUACUCGGACUCGGAGCUGGGCCUGCAGCAGAUUGGAGAAAACAGCCAUGGCAGCGGGGUUAGCCAAUCUGUGGUGGAGCAAGUUGAGCGAGGAGGCGGAGGCCCUGGUGGUGGUGCCCUGGGUGAAGUGGCACCUGGGGAUGGAUCUCACGCUCCCGGAUCUUCUGGCCUGCCUCUCCUACUAUCUAACGGCGUCUCUCGGGCUACUCCGGGCGGCGCUACUGCUCUGGACGCUCUCCUCCUCCGUCGUCGGAAUAAGACCCUCCGCCGGCGGUCCACGUCACGUCACGUAA